Solenopsis invicta (red fire ant) is the source of this 1828-nucleotide messenger RNA. RefSeq names its product caspase-1-like. The record is from RefSeq and is a predicted model, not a curated record. Lineage: Eukaryota; Metazoa; Arthropoda; Insecta; Hymenoptera; Formicidae. Gene Ontology annotation, biological process: apoptotic process; proteolysis. The coding region runs from base 186 to 1193 and encodes 335 amino acids. The transcript has 6 exons. Gene Ontology annotation, cellular component: cytoplasm.
GAGUGCGAUUAUCAUAUGAUAUCUGAAAUUUAUCGAGUUUUACCUUUUCCACCAAACAGAGUGCUGGUGACAGUUAAGACAGAAGUCGCCGAACACCUGUUUGUGAAUAAAACCUCUGUCGAUGCGUUUAGUGUUCAAAACCAGUGCUCAGUCAUCUCAGCGGUGUAAUCUCUUUUCUACGCGAAAUGGAAUCGGCGAUCGACGAGGCCGAAGUGCAGACAUCAUUGCAACAAAAUAAACCUGAAAUGAAUACGGAUUUGUGUACAAUUACAAAAACGUCUCAAUCCAACGAGAAAAAGGACGCAGUCGAUGCUUUGCCAUAUCCAGUUCCACUUAAGCCGGAUCAAGAAUGUUUACCCACUGCAGCUAUGCCAGUACAUAAAAAUGCGAACUGCUAUAAUAUGAAUCACAAAAACCGUGGCAAAUGCAUAAUCUUCAAUCAUGAGGAAUUUGACUUAUCCGAAUUCGCUAAACGAGAGGGUUCGACAUACGAUACGUUAAGACUACAAAAUACUUUUCAGUAUCUCGACUUCGACGUUGAAAUUUAUGAAAAUUUGACAUACAAUCAAAUUAUGGAUGUGAUUGAAAAAGUGAGACAUUUCGAUCAUACGGAUAAUGAUUGUCUUUGUAUCAUUGUUCUAACUCACGGAUUAGACGACGACAUGCUAGUCGCGAAGAAUACCAUAUACGAAUCCGAAAUGCUUUGGAAACCUUUCACUGCCGAUAAAUGUGUUACACUUGCGGGAAAACCAAAGCUAUUUUUCAUUCAGGCUUGCAGAGGUAACAAAACCGACAGUGGUAUUUUACUGACGCAUCGAAGAGUAAUCCCAAAUAUGAAAAUGAAUUCAGGAACUGAUACAUUAUCUUCUUAUACUAUUCCGACUCAUGCAGAUUUUCUGAUAGCUCACAGCUCGGUCCAAGGCUUUGUAAAUUGGAGGGAUCUAUCAACAGGCACAUGGUAUAUACAAUCCUUAUGCGACGUUUUGGAUGAACAUGGAACAGAGAUGGAGUUGAUGAACAUGCUGACUAUAACAGCGCAAAAGGUUGCCACGAACUUUGUUUCCGUUCAUGACAAUUAUGUUUUGCACAAUAAAAAGCAGAUACCAUCAGUGACGUCGAUGCUAACCAGAUUGGUUUACUUCCCACAAAAAUCAGUGACUAACUCGGGAAAAAGUUACUGUAGGCUUUUGUAGUGGUUUCGUGUAAAGAGACGGACAAUCUUUAUGUAUUCAAUAGAUUUAUUUAACACUACUGAAUGAACAAAUAAACAUGAGGACUGAUUAUUAUAAACAAAAGAUAAUAAUUAGAAAAAAUAACUGAAUUUAAAAGAACUCAAUGCGAACAACGGACAUAUUUUAUCUCUAGCUCUUUAGCUAAGCACCACUUUUGGAUAGAUCCACGCUGAUAAUCAAACAUCGAUUACUUGAUCAGUAUAUACGACUGCAGAAAUUACUAGAUACCCUAACAGUAAACAAAUAACAGAGGUCUUUUAUUAGAUGUCUACUAGAUGUCAUCGAAAUUAAUUCGAUUUGUUAUAUUUUCCCUUGAAGAUGAGCACAAAUUCAUUUCUGAGUACAACCUGUAAAACAUUUUUUAGAAUUAGGAGAUGAAUUUUGGUGUACGCGGAUAACAUUGCACUAAUGACAAAUAAUGUCGAAGUGAUGUUAGAUAUAAUAGAAACUUUUAAGACAUUUUUGAUAGAUAGGAAAGUUUCAAGUUAGGCGCAGACAAAACUAUAAUAAAAUGCUGAUGUUUAAUAAGAAAAAAAAAGAAAGGAAAGGAAAUGGACUUGAAAUUCCAAAAAAGACAGCGCGUAAAAAUGUACAGA